AUGGAUCAAUAUUUAUGUACUUUCUCAUCCUGCAAAAACAGGGCUAAGUAUAGCUGCGACUGCAACUCAGCUCCAUUUUGCAAGAAUCAUGUAUCAGAGCAUAAGAAAUUACCCAAAAAGCCUCAUUCGAUUGAGCCACUAUUUACCUUGCCAAACCCAGAAACAAAGAAUACUCUUCUUAUAGAAACUAAUUAUGUUCUUGAACAGUUAAGAAAUAACAACAAAAAGCUCAUUGAGUAUGUUUCACGAAUAUUUGCAGCUUUCGAAAAUAUACUAGAAAAAAGCAUUAUAGACGCAGAGCACAAUAUCAAUAAAAUUUUAACAAAUAUCACGAAUACCACAAAGCUGUGUAAGUUAGAAAAAGAUCGUUAUUUACAAUGCUUAAAUUUAGACCCUCUUGAUGCUUUGGAUAUCUUUAGAUGAUUUAUAGAGCAUGAUCUCGAAGUGAGAGCAUCUGAAAUUAAAAAUGCAAUGGAAGAAAUUAUGGCAAUCGCAGAAGAGUUAAGUAAUUACCUAUGUGAAAAUAUUAAUACAUUUUGGGAUUCAAGUAGACAAACUUUGCUAUCUAAAGAUAAAAAAACACUUUUAAGUGAAGGUAAACAAUCGAAAGAAGAAUUUUCAGGUUAUUCAAAGCCUAGCCAAAAAAGUCAGGAUCCGUCUUUGAGUAAUAUAAUUGAUGAGGCAAUUAACCUUAUAGAAUUAGAAGAGCAAUCUGGAAAAUUGCCAGAAAAACUUCAAAACAAGCCACAAAUUCCAGGAACUCUUAGCAAAGUAGCUCAAUGUUGAGUCUGCUCACAAUGAAAGGCUUCCGAUGAAUAUACUAUUAAAUGCCAAGGACAUGAUGUUUGUAAUAGAUGCAGAAUUAAAAACCUAGAAUAUUGUUUAAUUUGCAAAAUAUUUUAUUCAGACCAUGAGAAUAUAAUAAAAUAUGGGCAUAGCCCUUAG
This is a messenger RNA of Blepharisma stoltei, 945 nucleotides long. NCBI's taxonomy places the organism in Eukaryota, Ciliophora, Heterotrichea, Heterotrichida, Blepharismidae. The record is from the annotation of a GenBank genome assembly.